This is a messenger RNA of Sparassis crispa, 1779 nucleotides long. RefSeq names its product Eukaryotic translation initiation factor 3 subunit D. The record is from RefSeq and is a predicted model, not a curated record. Gene Ontology annotation, biological process: translational initiation. The transcript has 6 exons. Gene Ontology annotation, molecular function: translation initiation factor activity. Bases 1 to 1779 code for a protein of 592 amino acids. NCBI's taxonomy places the organism in Eukaryota, Fungi, Basidiomycota, Agaricomycetes, Polyporales, Sparassidaceae. Gene Ontology annotation, cellular component: cytoplasm; eukaryotic translation initiation factor 3 complex.
AUGGCGAAUUCAUUCUCAUUGCCGACGAUUAACGACAAUCCGGAUGGCGGUUGGGGACCCUCGUCGUCAAACCUUCCUGCCCAGUUCAAAUUCAAGGAUAUUCCUUACGCCCCAUACUCAAAAUCUGACAAACUCGGACGCUUCGCCGACUGGAACGAUAUCUCUGGUGACAAUCGCCCGACGAAUGCAGGCCUCGCGUCAGCACAGGGAAACCGCGGUGGCGGUCCCGGUGGCCGGGGCAGGCGAGAUGGCCAACCAGCAUUCGGAAGUGGCACUGCGAGUGCCUUCGCGUAUUUCCAUGCGGAAGAUGAAUCCAGCUUCUCGCUCGUGGACAACAAGGCGAACACCACUCGCAGAGGAGGUCCCCUCUCUAGAGGCAGAUCGACUGGGAGGGGAGGGGCAAAUGCCGGCAGGGGAGGUGCUCAAAGAGGAGGACGUGGUGGAUUUGGGGGAGGACGCGGUGGUGCUCAGCGUGGUGGGAGAAGGGGCUGGAGAGACUGGGACAAGAACAAUCGUGCCCGUGAGUCUUCCGUGGCCAUCUCUCCCGAUUGGAGUAUGCUGGAAGAAAUCGAGUUCCAUCGCCUCGCCAAGCUCCGGCUGGAAGUGGAUGAUCCAGAAGAUUUAGAGUCGUAUGGACGUGUCUUUCCCUAUGAAAAGUCUUACGAUCGUAUCAACACGAAGACCGAGAAACCGCUGCAGUUGGUCGACCGCAUCAAGUAUAAUACCACAACGUCUGACGAUCCAGUCAUUCAAGAGUUGGCAGCAAAAGACACAGCGACUGUGUACACGACAGAUGUCAUUCUCAGUGUUCUCAUGUGUGCACCUAGGUCCGUGUACCCAUGGGACAUUGUCAUCGUCCGCGAAGGGAACCGGCUCUUCUUCGACAAACGUGAUGGCGGUCCAUUUGACACUGUCACUGUCAACGAAAAUGCUGCUGAUCCUCCGCAAGAUCCGACUACCGUUAAUCCCAACAAUCCAAAUGAGAAGAUCGUCGUGCCAGAGACUCCUUCCAUCAAUUCUGCCACUUCGCUGUCGCUCGAAGCCACCUACAUCAAUCAAAACUUCGGCUUCCAGGCUGUCAUCGAAACCCCCCCACCACCUUCAGUUGACUUUGCGAAGCCCAACCCAUUUUACGGUCCGGAUGAGACAGAGCCCCUAGCAUCAUGCGGUUACCGUUACCGUGUCUUCGAUCUUGGACUGACAGAGGACGAGGACAUCAAAAUUUGUGUACGGACGGAAGUUGAUGCCUACUCACCCGGCCAGGGCAAUCCUCGUCUUGGUCAAGGUUUAGUAACCAUUCGAGCGCUAAACGAAUUCGACCCUCGGGCCCAGGGUGCGGGUGGUGCACCCGACUGGCGCACAAAGCUCGAUCCUCAACGUGGUGCUGUUGUUGCGACAGAGAUGAAAAAUAACAGCUGCAAACUUGCCAAGUGGACGGUGCAGAGUGUUCUCGCUGGUGCAGACCUCAUGAAGGUUGGGUAUAUUUCCCGUGCAAAUCCCCGCGACAAUACGCGCCACGUUAUCUUGAGUACAACUUCCACACGGCCCACGGACUUUGCUGCUCAGCUGAACGUCUCCCUUGCAAAUGGAUGGGGAAUCGUGCGAACGGUCACUGACCUGUGCAUGAAACAGCCCGAGGGAAAGUACGUGUUGGUCAAGGAUCCAAACAAGCCCGUCAUUCGGCUGUACUCUGUCCCGCUUACUGCCUUCACGGUGGAGGAGGAAGACGAAGACGCCGCCUUCGACGCAGAGGAACAUGAGUCUACCCCUGGCGCUUAA